This is a messenger RNA of Hypanus sabinus (Atlantic stingray), 2057 nucleotides long. Its product is annotated as PDZ domain-containing protein GIPC1-like. Gene Ontology annotation, molecular function: protein binding. The coding region runs from base 120 to 1115 and encodes 331 amino acids. The record is from RefSeq and is a predicted model, not a curated record. NCBI's taxonomy places the organism in Eukaryota, Metazoa, Chordata, Chondrichthyes, Myliobatiformes, Dasyatidae. The transcript has 6 exons.
UCAGUCAGUCUGCAUUCUUCCCACGGUCAAGGUGCUCCCGCCCGCCGCGGGUCGGGUCGGGUCGGGCCGGGCCGCGCCGCUGAGCGGAGCCGGCUCUCCUAGUGCGGCAGGUCGGGGUGAUGCCGCUGGGUCGCUGGAAAAAAGCCGCGCCCCCUUUGGUCGAAAAUGAUGAGGCGGAGGCCGCGGCCCGGGAGCGCUGGCUGGAGGCGCAGCGGCCACGUUCGGCUGCGCCGGGGGAGACCCCGGGGUCUGCGAGCGGGCCGGGCCCCUCGCCCCUCAGGCCGCGACUCGCCUUCCACACGCAGCUGGCGCACGGCAGCGCUACUGGCCGAGUGGAGGGCUUCACCAACGUGAGGGAGUUGUACGCCAAGCUUGGGGAAGCAUUCGGCUUGCACCCGUCCGAGAUCAUGUUCUGCACUUUGAACACCCAUAAAGUGGACAUGGACAAGCUCCUGGGUGGCCAGAUUGGCCUGGAGGAUUUCAUCUUUGCCCAUGUUAAAGGGCAGAAAAAAGAAGUGGAGAUCUACAAGUCAGAAGAUGCUUUAGGGCUGACUAUCACGGAUAAUGGAGCAGGCUAUGCAUUCAUAAAGAGAAUCAAGGAAGGCAGCCUUAUUGACCGAGUGGAAGUCAUCAAGGUUGGGGAUCUAAUUGAGGCGAUCAACGGCCAGAGCGUCAUUGGUUCCCGCCACUUCGAAGUUGCCAAGCUUCUGAAAGGUCUCGUGAAGGGGCAGUUAUUCACUUUACGUCUUGUGGAGCCCCUGAAAGCUUUUGACAUGAUAAGUCAGCGUGGCAAAGUGGGAAAAUCUGCAUCAGGUGGGCAGCUGGGUACUGGAAAAGGAACACUACGUCUACGAGCAAAAGGGGUAGCCACUGUGGAGGAAGAGCCGUCAGCAUUCGAAGAGAAGGCCAUCAAGAAAGUGGAUGAUCUGCUGGAAAGUUACAUGGGAAUCAGAGAUACUGAACUUGCUGCUACCAUGGUGGACCUUGGCAAGAACAGGAGGAAUCCCGAUGAGUUUGCACAGGCACUCGACGAGGAACUUGGUGACUUUGCAUUUCCUGACGAGUUUGUCUUCGAUGUCUGGGGUGCCAUCGGAGAUGCAAAAUCUGGCCGAUGAUGAUCAAAAACCAGUUGCAAAGACUUGAAGCUCAUAUGGAAGCAUCACUGAAAAGCAUUUAUAUAGAAAGAAAAAUAAUCUAAUAAUUUUAGAACUUUGGGUGCUGGGCUAAUUUUUACAAACAUUUCUGAAUGAUUUUAUAAGUUUGAAUAAUUGUUUGUAGACUACAUCUGUUUCCUAGGGAGAUGUGUGUUGCUUUUGGGUGCUAAACUGGUGUGCUGCUGGAGUCUGCAAAGUGGAAGCUGAAACGUUGAGAACAUUUUUCCAUAACACAAUUGUGCAAAGAAAUUAUUUUUAAUAUUUUUGUAGAUAUGCUAAUGAGAAUUUUGGGGGGGGGGGUUGAGGAAAAAAAACUCUAAAAAUUGAAUUCUAACCAGGUUUUGUAGAUUGCAGAUAUGAAAAAUUUAAGCCCAAUACAGUAAGGCACUGGUUCCUAACUUUAGAUUGGCACCCACCUAGAAAGUCCAGAUGUCCCAAGCUCUCCUUUCGAGGAGCUGCGGAUUCCUGGGGGCUGCCAAUAGUCUUGCAUCUGGAGCUGCAGGUGCACCAAGUAUAUUUUUAUUUAUUACUUGUGAACUUUUAAAUUAAAUUACCUCAAAUGUUAUUAAAAUCUUUCUGUGAUCAUCAUCACUCCCCUGAUGCACAGAAAGGUCAUGCAGUUUAAUCUGGGACCACUGCACUAAGGGAACCCUUUCACUGAAACACUUUGAUAUAUCUUAACUUUCUUAUCUGGUAUUUUAUAUUUUUGUCUGUACUGAUUUUUCUUUCUAGGAUUUGUGUCAUUUCAGGCUCAGAAUUGGGGAGCAGUACCCUUGGAAAAGGGAGGGAAAUGUUGUCAUUCCAUCCCUCUCUUGCAAAAUGUUUCACCUCCAAUAUUAUGAAUUUCAGGAAAUGGCUUAACAUUAUUUUUGUUUGCGAAAUAAAUUAAUGAUUUAAACAGUA